This is a messenger RNA of Lycium barbarum (goji berry), 1461 nucleotides long. RefSeq names its product probable E3 ubiquitin-protein ligase XERICO. The coding region runs from base 500 to 1087 and encodes 195 amino acids. The record is from RefSeq and is a predicted model, not a curated record. Lineage: Eukaryota; Viridiplantae; Streptophyta; Magnoliopsida; Solanales; Solanaceae. The transcript is spliced from 2 exons.
GGUAACGCUGUCCACCUGACAGAUGGGACAGUUAAAAAUUUUGGAUUACUACUAGUCUUUUGAUUCUCAGUAGAUGUUAUCCGGUAAUUGACCUGAUGUUUAUUUUAUGUUCGAGUACUUAAGUUAUGUCAAAAGUUAAUGCAUAGUACUAGGAAAUGCUUCACAGAAAGACACAUGAAGAAUAACACAAAUAAUGGUAAAAAUGGCUGCUCUGUUUCUCUUAAAAAUGACCAGUGAUCACCUUCUAUUUGCAUUAUUUUGCCAUCUUGGAUGGAACUUUAUCGCUUAACUUAAAACAACUACUGCUGCCACUUCGUCUGAGCAAUCUGCUUAAUCUUUUUCUACUUUAAUUCCAAGGGAAACUAAAUCAUUUGAGGCCCUUUCUAAAUGUGUCAAGUUAGAAAAAUAGUUAUGAAAAGUAACUUAUGGCAAAAUUUGGAAUUAUUUUUUCUUUCCUACAUGAAGAUUGACUUGACUGCUGGUUUUGCUGAAAGAAAAUAUGGGACUUGAAGUCCCAUAUAUCGUUUCUGAUUGUCAAAAUUUAUUUUCAUGUUCCAGGUUCCUAUUCAUAAUGGGACUCUCACCAUAUACAACUCCAGCAGAUGCAGGAGUGUUCUGUGUGAUUCUGGUUAAUACAGCUAUAUCCAUCUCUAUUGUGAAGGGGAUGGUUCGAUCUAUUCUUCAUGUCAUUGGCAUCAACUUUGCAUCAUGGGAAGAAUAUUCUAUUGAAGGCACGAGCUUGGACCCGUUUGAGUGUCGUGGGACCCCCUCGGGGUCAUACAUGGAGGAGUUCCGAAGCAGAACCCCUGCUGUUCGUUACGAUUCAUUGUGCAUAUCUAAUCACCCUGCUGCACAAGAAUGCUCGGUAUGCCUGGCAGAUUUCAACCAUGAUGCGGAGAUAAACCGCCUCUCAUGUGGCCAUGUUUUUCAUAAGCUCUGUCUUGAGAAAUGGCUCAAAAGUUGGAACGUCACCUGCCCUCUCUGCAGGGAUUACAUUAUGCCCCAAGAAGCCAUCCUUCAAGUGGAUUCUGCAGCAGCAACUGAUGAAUAUAAACAAGAAAAUUCUGAAUGGAAAUUUGAGGGGUGAGCUUUGGCCAUGAAGUUAUUGCCUUGUUACAUAUUUGUUGAUUCAUUUUUGGUUCACACGACUUCAAUCAAAUAAUGUAGCUAUAGGAGUUAUGUGGAGGAUAUCCUAUGCAUGAGUAAUAUCAUCUAUUACUAUGUGGGAUCCUGAUUCUUGAAUUAGACUCUAUCCAGUACAUUUAGGUGUGGAGAUCGAUGAUCAGGAUAGAAGGGUAGUGGUAGGACUAGUAUUAUUUCCCUUCCCAGUAGGAUAAGUAUUAUUUUCGUCAUUCUACUUAGUAUUCUCAGUUUUGUCCAUUAGUUUCUUGUCCUUAAUUUUCUGCUACUAUCUAUUAUUUCGUGUACUUUGAGUAUUUUAUUUAUCUAUUCCUUUUUCCA